AUGGCUCAUUUUGAAGCUUUAUAUGGUCGGAAGUGGAGGACGCCAAUUUGUUGGGAUGGAGAUGGUAAGAGGAAGUUAGUAGGCCCUGAAUUGGUUCAAAUGACAUCUAAAAAUGUGAAAUUGUUAAAAGAAAAGUUGAAAGGGGUGUUGAGAUUUGGCAAGCAAAGAAAGUUGAGUCCACGAUACAUUAGACCAUAUGAGAUUAUUGAACGGAUUGGUCCAGUUGCAUAUCAAUUAGAUUUGCCAACUGAAUUAUCUCGGAUCCAUGAUGUUUUUCAUGUCUCCAUGCUUCGCAAGUACAUUGCAGAUCCUUCUCAUGUUCUAGAGUCUCAUCCAGUUCACUUGAAGGAGAAUUUGACUUAUACAAAGGAGCCAGUGAGAAUGCUAGACAGAAAGGUACAAAUUCGGUGGAACAAAACAAUUUCACUUGUUAAGGUACUUUGGCAAAAUCAGACAGUAGAAGAGGUUACAUGGGAGCAUAAGGAUCCUCAGAUGCGUGUUCAAUAUCCUCAUCUAUUCGUUACCUUAUCAGAUGCCAGUUGA
Molecule: messenger RNA, 543 nt
Organism: Olea europaea var. sylvestris
Lineage: Eukaryota; Viridiplantae; Streptophyta; Magnoliopsida; Lamiales; Oleaceae
Exons: 2
Coding region: 1-543 (180 amino acids)
Source: RefSeq, a predicted model, not a curated record